Molecule: messenger RNA, 1735 nt
Organism: Hordeum vulgare subsp. vulgare (domesticated barley)
Lineage: Eukaryota; Viridiplantae; Streptophyta; Magnoliopsida; Poales; Poaceae
Product: ethylene-responsive transcription factor RAP2-9-like
Exons: 1
Coding region: 596-1144 (182 amino acids)
Biological process (GO): regulation of DNA-templated transcription
Molecular function (GO): DNA binding; DNA-binding transcription factor activity
Source: RefSeq, a predicted model, not a curated record
UACUCCAAACCCACUUAGAUAAGUCACCGAUACCCUCUGCUACUAAAUAGAACCUCUGGAUAAGAUUGAUCAAACAUUGCUCCUGAGUCAAGUACCACAUAAGUUUAGCUCAAGAUGCGGGUGGAGCGAGAGGACGAGACGAUACCAAUCCAAGAAGCUCAAAGGUGCUGGCCACAGUGCCACACCACACAAGUUCAUACGUAGCUCAGUCACGCGAGUGCACCCUAUCUCACUCACGCUUCCGUGUUUGUCGAGUGCACCCUAUCUCACUCACGCGCGCACGCACCGGCUGGAUAGAAAGAGGGGAGAGAAAUCCAUCCAGCGCCUUCGAUGAAUCCCACAUCCCUAAUCACCCACCCACCAACUCGACACCGCCUCCCCUCACUAAUCCCGCGCCGCGCCGCGCCACGCACUUAAUCCCCUCUAUUUAUAACCCCACCACCCCUAGGCCCAGUACCAGUAGAGAGAGACCGACACACCCACACCCACACCCACAGCGGCAGAGCGCCCACGCCGCAGGCAGGCGCGCACCGCAGCGGCAACCAACCAGCCCCCACACCCCCACCCCCGCCGAAUCGGCUGCGCGGGCGCCGCCAUGGAGAGGGAAGCCACGGCCUUCUACCCGCCGGCGCCGGCGCCGCCGCAGCGGCCGACGCUCGCGCAGCCGCUCUCGUCCCGCGCGCCGCCGUCCGGCGUCACGGUCGCCAGCGCGGGGCGGGGAGGAGGGGGAGGGGCGGGCAGGCAGUACCGCGGGGUGCGCAUGCGCAAGUGGGGCAAGUGGGUGGCCGAGAUCCGGGAGCCCAACAAGCGGUCGCGGAUCUGGCUCGGCUCCUACGCCACCGCCGUCGCCGCCGCCCGCGCCUACGACACCGCCGUCUUCUACCUCCGCGGCCGCUCCGCGCGCCUCAACUUCCCCGACCAGCUCCUCGACGGCGCCCCCGCGGCGCCGGGCGACCUCACCGCCGCCGCCAUCCGCAAGAAGGCCGCCGAGGUCGGCGCGCGCGUCGACGCGCUCCACUCCGGCGGGAUCCUUGUUCCCGGCGCCCCUCUCCCGGCCCCGCCGUCGUCGCCGUCCCAGCGCCGCCGGCCCAAGAACCCCGACCUCAACCGGGAGCCCACCCCCGACACCGACGACGACGAGUGAACCUCGCCCGCCCGAUUCUUCACUUCUCCUCCCACCACCGCCUACAUACAUACCUAGCACCAGCGCCUCUUAAUUAGUCCUUAGCAGCAAUCAGCAGCCAGCCAGCCAGCGAGCUAGCUAGCAGUAGCAGCAGAUCAGCCAUCUCAGUGAGCAAGCAAUCAGAUACUAGUACUAGUUCAGUUCAGUGCACAAGAAGAAGAAAGGCAUGGGGAAGCAAGCAAGCAACCGAGUGUGGAUCCGACACGCAAGGUGUUCGGUGAAAUGCCGGGCGAGCUCGGGGGCCGACCCGACCAAUAAUGGAGCCGCGACGUCGCAGUCAGCUCGGCCAGGAGGUUAGUAGUAACUAAGUAGGGACCGGCCUAGGUUACCACCGGCGUCCCCCUCCCGUGGGAUGUCUGUCCGGCCGAGGCGGCGACGGCGACUGCGACUGCGACGGUGAGCGAGCAUGGUAGCAGUAGUGGACACAGGGCGGGCAUGCUGCUAAGCGAGGCGCAUGCAUGUAGCUCCCUUGAGAAGUUGAGAUAUAAAAGAAAAGAGUGUUUGUAAAGGAAAGAUGCCGGCAAACAAGAAUCGAUCCAUACAUGCAAACUC